Messenger RNA from Drosophila ananassae, 1365 nucleotides. RefSeq names its product post-GPI attachment to proteins factor 2 (gene PGAP2). The record is from RefSeq and is a predicted model, not a curated record. The coding region runs from base 211 to 978 and encodes 255 amino acids. NCBI's taxonomy places the organism in Eukaryota, Metazoa, Arthropoda, Insecta, Diptera, Drosophilidae. Gene Ontology annotation, biological process: GPI anchor biosynthetic process. Gene Ontology annotation, cellular component: endoplasmic reticulum membrane; Golgi membrane. The transcript has 2 exons.
GUUACUCGCAAUAGAGAUGCGAGUAGUAACCGCCCCCGCACUUCCACCGAUAGUCGCGCGUAUCGAUCCCUUGUUUACAACUUUUCGCAAUGUUUACAACGUAAGCAUACCGCCGAGGUUAGCUAAUUAGGAGAGAGUACCGGAAAAUGUGGAAGACGGCCCGCUGACCGAAGAACCCACCCACCCACGCACUACCCACGUGCCGCCCAAAUGCUGCCCACGUACGAGAGGUUCAACGAUCCGAAGAGCGUCUUCUUCCGGCUGCCCUUCGCCCGGCUGGCCGUCGUGGCGCUCAGUCUGCCGCUGGGAGGCUUCCUCUUCUGCGUGGCCUGGUCGCUGGCCUUUGACUUUGUGCGCAGCACCUACACCCACUGCGAUGUGGCCAACUACCUGCCCUCCGUGUCGGCGGCCAUCGGCAACUACGAGCCCCAGCGCACUGUCUGGCGGCUGGCCAUCUUUCUGCACCUUCCGCUCCGGUUGGCGGUGGCAAAGAUGUACCUCGAGCACUACCGCGAGCACAUCAGGCGAAGCAGGAGACUGCUGGGCAUCCUGGCCUGCCUCCUCAACGUCGUGGAGGACCUGGCGCUCUUCUGCCUCUCCUUCUGGACGUCGGCGGACCACUACGAGACUCACCGGAACGCCUUCGUGGUGUUCAUCGCCUGCUCGGAGUGCUACAUGCUGAUCUCGUACCUCCUCAACAGGAAUGCCCGCAAGGCGGUUCUGCUGCCCCACGAGGAGAAGUCCCUGCGGUACAAGAGGAACCUGUUUCUGGUCAACGUGCUGGCCUUUGGACUGGCGGGCUACUGCUUCGUCCGGCACAACUCUUACUGCGAGGCUGGGGUGUACACCUUCUUCGCGCUGUUCGAGUACGUCGUAGUGCUGACCAAUAUGGGUUUCCACAUGACCUCGUACUGGGACUUCUACGCCCUCAACGUGGUGUGCGACGCCAAGCACGGACUCUACCUGUCGCAGCUGUAGCUCCUCCACAGCUCCUCCUCCAUCUUUCCAGCCAGUCGUCCGCAGUGCGACCCUCGAGUACUCAGUACAUACGCGGUAUUAGCUUAAGCUCAAAGUUUACUUAAUUUUACCAAAGGAAACUGGUGGCUACAGCAGGGAAGAUCUGCUCCACACGCUUUUUGGCCUCGAAAAGGCUUCAGCACGGCUCCCUUUAAGAUUCUACUUAUAUUUCCAAUGUCAGUUUCUGAAUUUGUUCCAGCUUGCAAUGAGGCAUCCUCUUCCAUCAUGAUUUUAGUGCAUUAUUUAUACAAAAGCAUUUGGUUAAGGCCUUAAAACAUUUAUACUUUAUACAAUUGUGCUUUGAAAUUUGCCCCACGGCUCCAAUAUAUUUUAAGUGAGAAAAGUGAA